AGGCCCCUCAAAGGAAGGGAACGUACAGUUCCACAGGGAUUUUCUUCUACUGCCAACAUCAGCGAGGACCCCGGCCAAAGUCUGUUAAGGAAACCUCAAAUUUCCUCAUCUGGGAAAUGGGGAGAAUAAUCUUGCCUGAAGCCCUUGUUUGGGUCUCAAGAGGCACUCGAUAUUUGGGGCUUUUUAUUUUGGGGGUGCUGGCACCCCUGCUGCCUUUUGAAAGAAAGAAAAAUAACCAUCUAUUCUUCUGCACUGUGGUGGAUGGGUUGGAAAGUGUGAAACUGGGAACUACCUACUUCCUCCCAUACCUCUGAAGCUUGAGUGGGGGAAAUCCCUUGGUCCACCUUAAAUGCAUGCAGCUGUGUAGCUGGCGCCCCUCCCGCUCCACAGCUGGAAGUCCCUGCCUGAGGGCGCCCUGGAAAGUGGCCAAUUCUAGCUGUUGCUGAUCCUCUAUUACUCACAGCUUAUGCUUCAUCCUUUCCCCAGGUGCCUACUGCCCAGACAAUGAUCGAGGCCAUGUGUUCGGUGCUGAGGGGCAGGGAUGACUGAUGAAGAUUCUAUUCAUAGAAUUUUCAGUCUGAUUCAUCAUCUAUCCAUCCACCCACCUAACUUCUACCACCUCUCCCAGAGCCAUAUUGCAGGCCUUUCCCUCAUCCCAGAGCAGCAGCCCUGCCUUGUCACUCACUGCAAACCCACCAUGUCCCUGGGGCCACCGAAAUUCCAGGCAGUGGAUGAGGAGGAUGAGGAAGAGGAGGUGGAGAGCCUGGACUCUGUGAAGGCACUGACAGCCAAGCUGCAGCUACAGACUCGGCGACCCUCAUAUCUGGAGUGGACCGCUAGGGUCCAGAGCCAGGCCUGGCACAGGGCCCAAGCCAAACCUGGGGCCGGUGGACCUGGAGCCAUCUGCGGCUUUGACUCAAUGGACUCUGCGCUUGAGUGGCUCCGGCAGGAGCUGCGGGAAAUGCAGGCUCAGGACCGCCAGCUGGCAGGGCAGCUGUUGAGGCUGCGGGCCCAGCUGCACCGGCUGAAGGUGGACCAAGCUUGUCACCAGCACCAGGAACUGCUGGACGAGGCCGAGCUGGAGCUGGAGCUGGAGCCCGGGGCCGGCCUGGCCCUAGCCCCGUCGCUAAGGCACUUGGGCCUCACGCGUAUGAACAUCAGCACCCGGCGCUUCACCCUCUGCUGAGGGCGACCUGGGAAGACAGAUGGGAGGGGUAUCCCAGAGGGCCAGCACCUGGUGUGGUGGGGGCACAUUCAGGUCUCUUAGACCCCACCCCAAUCUCCUCAAUAAAGCCCUCUGCCUCCCAUCAAGGUCUCUGCAG
Molecule: messenger RNA, 1322 nt
Organism: Marmota monax (woodchuck)
Lineage: Eukaryota; Metazoa; Chordata; Mammalia; Rodentia; Sciuridae
Gene: Fam167b
Product: family with sequence similarity 167 member B
Exons: 3
Coding region: 542-1186 (214 amino acids)
Source: RefSeq, a predicted model, not a curated record